Xenopus laevis (African clawed frog) is the source of this 4937-nucleotide messenger RNA. RefSeq lists its product as uncharacterized. Lineage: Eukaryota; Metazoa; Chordata; Amphibia; Anura; Pipidae. The coding region runs from base 2862 to 4412 and encodes 516 amino acids. The record is from RefSeq and is a predicted model, not a curated record. The transcript is spliced from 2 exons.
CCAUCCUCUUGGCCAGUUGUGAUACAAAUGUGAUGUGUGUGUCUAUGACUGACUAAUUGAUUAGCCAGAAUAGAAAGGACUGGGGUCAAUAUAAUGAAGCAUAGGCAAUAGAGAUAAUGAUUAAGGCUCCUGUAGGUUACUAAAAGUCAAAAGAACAAUUCAUAUAAACAUGUUGUUGCAAGCGUGAAUCAUAGUUAUGAGACUGAUAUUUGCUGCCAAAUUCAAUAGUUCCUGUAGGUUACUAAAAGUCAGACUCGCCUGAUGUUGUUGUGCAACAUCAGGCCCAAUCAGUAAUUGCCUUGUGGGAUCAACCCCACGAAUGAAGUAUAAGGUUUGAGAUUUUCCCAUAAUAGCUAGGGACUUUGCCACUGCUGACGAGCUGUGUGAUGUUGUUAUGGUUUGCUGCCUCCAAAAUGCCGUGUCCCCCGGUUGGAGUGAUGAUAUAAUAUCUAGGUAACGUAUUAAUUCAUUAACCCUGUAUAUAUUAACUCUUUUCACUGAUAAGUGUAAGUAAUAAAAAGUGUUGCAUGACAAUUGAUUUCCUGUUUUAAUACAGUGAGGUGUGGGUGGGGUAGGUUAAGCUACCAAUCAUAGCAAUACAUUUAGUGGCGCUGCGAGCAGGGUAACUUAAUCUUUGUCCGAUAUGUUUCGGAAAAAGGAGAAAGUUAUCUACGAAUCUGCAGAGGCAUGGGAAAAGAGUUUACAAAAUGCAGAACCAGUGAAUGUAGUACGGACCUUAGAGAAGUUUCCCUGUAAAUCAGGUGAUGUAGUUACCCUAGCUCGUAGGAGUUGGGUGUUGGCUUCAGCAUACCGUAUUGUGCACACACGGCUAUGUGAGGCAAUCGAGGGAAAAAAAAAAACAGCUUCAACGGAAAACGUUGAAAGCAGAAGGAAAGUGUUUAACUUUGGAAUGUAAUGUCAAAAUCUUGCGAGAUAAAUUGGAACACUACCAGCACAUAGCUGAAAAGACUUCUGUGUUGGUGGCUCAGCAUAAAUAUAAAUUUUGUUGGCAUUUUUUGCCAAAGUACUUGGAACUUUGCCAAGAGGCAUAAAAUUUGUUGGCACUGUGCCAAAAAUAUUUGGCGUUUUGCCAAAUUUCUUGGCAGUUUGCCAAAUAACAGAAAAAGAGAAGAAUAAUGUUUGGAAAAAGGGAGAAAUCCAAAAUUGUGAAAAAGAACCCCAAGAUAUACCCGGCUGGACCGAGUCACCUUAUUGUAUAGUGGCACAAGAAUUAUGUACACAUGGGUUAGCAGAACAAUGGGAUGAGAAAGUAGAAGAGAUAAACCCUCUAGAUGUUGUAAAUACUCUAGAGAAGAUUCCCUGUAAAUCAGGUGAUGUAGUAGCACUAGGAAAAAGAGUUCCAUUAGGAUUCUGGAAUAGAAAAUUAUCUGAUGUAGGUGAAAAAUAUACGCCUUUUGAAAAACAGCUAUUGGCAUGUAAUUGGGCAUUGGUUGAUACUGAACAACUAACCUUAGGACAUGAAGUACUUUUAAGACCACAAAUACCAAUUAUGCAGUGGAUAAUGUCUAAUCCUAAAUCAAAUAGGAUAGGACAUGCUCAGGAACAGAGUAUAAUAAAAUGGAAAUGGUACAUUUCCGAAAGGGCAAAAAAGGGAGGAGGACUCAGAAUAGGGAGUUAGCCAAGCCCCCAUAUGGGUGAAACAUGAUUUUCGUCCAUACGUCAAUUUAUCCAUACAUAGGAAGGGGGGGAAUGUUCAAAAAGACAUGUGUACCUUUUUGCAAAAUACUGUUGUAACUGUAUUUCAUGUGGAUGCUCAUGUUACUCUUGACUCAUUGGAACGUUUGUUUAAUUCUCAAGCAGAUGCUGAAGCGGCUAUUUACAACAUCCAACAAAGAAAUCAUUGAAAAAGAAACAUAAUGGUUCUCAUUUCACUGGAAAACAAGUAAAGGAUUAUGCAACUGACAAUAAUAUAGAAUGGGUAUAUCAUAUUCCCUACUAUCCCCAAGCAGCAGGGUUAGUCGAAAGAAUGAAUGGUAUUCUGAAAGCAACCCUAAAGAAAUUAUCAAUAAUAGGCCUAUAACUGAUUCCACUACUCCAUUGAUGAGAAUGUUAAAUCCUAAUUUAGUAGUAUCAGCUGCAAAAAUUGAUAGUAUCAUCUAUUGGAAAUUACAUAAGGAUGCCCAAGCACCUUACAGAGGAACACCAGCAUCGGCUGGACUAGAUUUAUGUUCUGUUGAUACUAUAAUAAUUGCACUUGGACAAGUAAAAAUGAUUCCUACUGGUCUGGAAUGCAAAAUUCCUGAUGGUCAUUAUGGCCAAAUAACAACCAGAUCUAGUUUUGCGUUAAAAAGAACCAUAGUAGUAGGAGGAGUAAUUGAUUCAGAUUAUCAGGGAGAAAUAAAGAUACUAAUGAUGAAUCUAGGAUCAGAUUCAGUAAUUGUGUCCAAAGGAGAAAGAACCGCUGAACUUUUACUGAUACCUAUUUAUUUAUCAGAAAUAAAGGAAGGUGAGCCACCAACAGAAUUAACAGUACGAGGAGAUAAAGGGUUUGGGUCCACUAAUACUGUAAAUGUAGGAGCUAAAAUAUGCAUACAAAAUAUACAAGGACCGCCCUCUCCCGCCGAAGUUAUAACUGUUGGAAAGGAUAGAACAUUGUUAAUCAUGAAGCCUGGACAAGAAAGAUGGGAAUAUGUCCCACAGGAAAAAUGUUAUCUACGAGAAUGAUUGAUAUUUGUUUAUAAUUACAGAUAAAGAACCAUUGGUGUUUCCUUGGAAUCCUUGGAAUCUGGUGUUUGGCAUCAAACAGAAGUGCAUGGACUCCGGGGAUACGAGUGACUAAUACCCAUAAUUCCACUCGCAAUUGGGGAUGGAAAAAUGAUACUUCUAAUCGAACAGAAUAUAUGGACCAGUUAAGAAAAAUGGGUAUACAAAACGUAACUGGACAAUAUAAUUGGACUUUUACUGCCAAUAGUAAAUGGAUAAUAUGUGCAAAUGCUACUAACAUUGCUGGAAGAAGAGUACCUUGGCAAUCUUUAUUGCAUGUCUGGAAUAUAGAUUCUGCUACUCAAAACCUCGGACAUAUUAAAAGAUUGCCGGCUACCUGUAUACCUGUUGCUACAAUAGGACAAAAAAUUAUAUUGCAUAUUAAUAUUGUAUUUCCUGCCAAGAGAUCAUGUCAUAAUGCGAGACGUAAAAGAGCAUGGUAUGAUACCCUUUUAGGGGGAUAUGGUACAUUGGCAGGAACGUUAAAUAGUUUUGACAUAGAAACUUUAGCUAAUAGAAUGCACAAGGCAGGAGGCUUAACUAAUGAUGCUGUAGUGUGGCAAGCUAAAUGGAUGCCAACUAUUUGGGCCCCAUUACAACAACAAGUUGAAAUUGAUAAAAAUAUCAAUAAUAUGGAAUUGGAAGUUAAUAAUUUCAGUUUGAAUUUUGAUACUAACAUGAAAAAAUUUGUUAACUGGACAGUAUGUACAUUGCAGACUAUUUAUGAACAACAACAAAAAGAUAAUAUGAAAACUUUAUUAAUGACGGGUAAUGAACAAGUAUGGAGAACCGUGUUUAAUAGAACACAAGAAUGGAUACAAAUAUAUCUACAUCAAAUGGUCUGCAAUGACACCAUAUGUAAAGGAACUGUGAUAUUGUUUAAUAUAACACGUCCGACUAUUAUGUGUAAGUAUAUAGUAAUGCCUUUAAUUAUCUCUGGAUAUUUUUGGCAGCCUCUAUUUGUAGGAGCAUAUAUAGAUAACAAAAAUAGAACACACAAUUUAGAAAAUUGUGAAGAUACAUAUAAUGGGAAAGUUUGUAAAUUACAAUCAUCAGUAUAUGAACCAUGUUUAUUACAAAAUUCUAUUAAUCAGUGUUUGUGGACUGUCCUUCCACUAUCUUAUGAAUGGAUGUUAGAAAUCAGUCCACAAGUGAUAUGUGUAGUCACUAAUCAAUCUGUAAUACCUAAAAUGCAGACCCCUUUUGUUGGUUGCAUACACAAUGUUUCAGCAUUUACAUGGCAAAAUCAAACAUUUUUAUUAUCUCCAAAUGAGAUGAUUAAUAUUACCCAUAUUUGGACCCCUCACGUACUAGAUCCACCCAAUUGGAAUUUGUCUUUACAUCGCUUAGAGCGAAUUAUGAAUUCUUCGAACGAAGUACGUGAUGUUAUUGUACGAUUGAAUAACAGUUUGGCAGCUCACCAAUUAUAUACUACCAUAGUAGCUCAAAAAAUUGUAAAGUUAGGUUCAACUAUUGCAGAUGCUACAUCUCACCAUUGGUAUGAUGUUUUCACUGGGUAUAGCCCUUCUGCUGAACACAUGUUCUCUGUCCUGAUUCAUCCCUUGCUCAUCAUCAUGAUAUGUAUGUGUAUUCUAACUAUUUGGAAUUGUUAUGUCUUCUAUAGCAUGUGUUGUAAACCAACAACACAACAAAUUAAAAUGGUAACCUACGGUCGCAUUAAUCAUUAGGGGCCGAAUGUGAUACAAAUGUGAUGUGUGUGUCUAUGACUGACUAAUUGAUUAGCCAGAAUAGAAAGGACUGGGGUCAAUAUAAUGAAGCAUAGGCAAUAGAGAUAAUGAUUAAGGCUCCUGUAGGUUACUAAAAGUCAAAAGAACAAUUCAUAUAAACAUGUUGUUGCAAGCGUGAAUCAUAGUUAUGAGACUGAUAUUUGCUGCCAAAUUCAAUAGUUCCUGUAGGUUACUAAAAGUCAGACUCGCCUGAUGUUGUUGUGCAACAUCAGGCCCAAUCAGUAAUUGCCUUGUGGGAUCAACCCCACGAAUGAAGUAUAAGGUUUGAGAUUUUCCCAUAAUAGCUAGGGACUUUGCCACUGCUGACGAGCUGUGUGAUGUUGUUAUGGUUUGCUGCCUCCAAAAUGCCGUGUCCCCCGGUUGGAGUGAUGAUAUAAUAUCUAGGUAACGUAUUAAUUCAUUAACCCUGUAUAUAUUAACUCUUUUCACUGAUAAGUGUAAGUAAUAAAAAGUGUUGCAUGACAA